AUGACCACGUAUGAGAAGCGUGUGCUAUUCUAUCUUUACAGAGCAAUCAUACUAUCAGAUGGAAUCCAGAUGAUAAUAGGAGUGGUUGAAAGCCUGUACCUUACCUACCUAGGUACUUACCUAGGUAAGCUUUUCGAUGAUAAAGAGAGGAGGGUACAGAUAUGUCUGUCUACCUAUAGGCUUGUCAGAAAUGUAGAGAUCGGCGACAUUCUUUGUGCUGUGGCCAACUCUUAUCAAUCAGCUGCCUUGGCUCGAGGCAUGCGCGAUACGAGGAAGGACUGUCAACUAUUUUCCAACUCAUACGGCUUAAUAUCGUCUUUACUUAAGUCUUAUGAUUCUAUGCUGCUUACUUCAGCAAAAUUGACUACUUACACUACACUUAGAUGUCUCCCUCAUCUAGGUACUUAUAAGACCCUCUUGGUGAAUACAUCUUAUCGUUGCCCAGAUUUGCAUGAGAUAUUUCGUGUAGGCCAGCCCUAG
Molecule: messenger RNA, 480 nt
Organism: Fusarium proliferatum ET1
Lineage: Eukaryota; Fungi; Ascomycota; Sordariomycetes; Hypocreales; Nectriaceae
Exons: 5
Coding region: 1-480 (159 amino acids)
Source: RefSeq, a predicted model, not a curated record